Messenger RNA from Maudiozyma saulgeensis, 381 nucleotides. NCBI's taxonomy places the organism in Eukaryota, Fungi, Ascomycota, Saccharomycetes, Saccharomycetales, Saccharomycetaceae. The record is from the annotation of a GenBank genome assembly.
AUGUGUGUCUAUGUGUGUUGUUCGGUUUCCGAUUUUAUUCUUUAUAUAGUGGCAUUCUUCUUCCCCCCUGUCGCCGUUCUAUUGAGAUCUGGUUUCUGCUCAAAGGAUUUCUUACUUAAUAUCCUAUUAACAUUAUGUGGGUUUGUACCUGGUAUGAUUCAUGCAUUCUAUUAUAUUACUGUGACAAGUCCCUUGCGUAGAGACGUCGAAUAUGUAUAUUUUUACCAGAAUGGAUGGCAAGAUAAUGAGGGGCAAGCAGAAUCUAAUAGAGAAAAUCAAGAUAUGAGAAGACCUCUCUUAUCAGAGUCUAAUUAUCAAGAGAGGACAAGACCAACAGAUAAUAAGAUUCAAACAUCACAACCACCUGCAUAUUCAGAAUAA